Molecule: messenger RNA, 2742 nt
Organism: Acanthopagrus latus (yellowfin seabream)
Lineage: Eukaryota; Metazoa; Chordata; Actinopteri; Spariformes; Sparidae
Gene: nrn1lb
Product: neuritin 1-like b
Exons: 3
Coding region: 66-572 (168 amino acids)
Biological process (GO): neuron projection extension; nervous system development
Cellular component (GO): plasma membrane
Source: RefSeq, a predicted model, not a curated record
UGGAUUUACAGGCAGUGGGAGCUUCAUACCACAGCUGAGCCUCUGGUUCAGAGGUGGGGCGAACGAUGAGGUCCCAACCAGGCACGAUGAGGAUGCUGCUGCCCAUCGCUCUCUGCCUCAGUUUGGUUCCAGUGUGUUUCGGAGCUGCUAUUCCUGUUUCAUGUGGGUCCAUCUACAAGAGUUUCGCUCAGUGUUUACUCACACUUGGGGACAGUUUGGUGGAAACACAAAAAGACCAGAACACACAGGACAUUGAUGCAAUCUGCAGGUCGUGGAAUGCGUUUCACGUUUGUGCCAACUCAGCCCUGGCUGGCUGUCCCGGAGAGGCAGCAGCCGUCUGGGAGUCUCUAAGACAAGAGUCCAGGAAGACGCAAUUUUCCGGAAACCUCUAUGACAUGUGUGCCAGCCGCACCACCCUCCCGCCCAGCACCGUGCCUGCAGCCCAGAGCCCUCCCACCUCCGACCAGACCAACCAGGAAACACUGAAAGGGCGAACAUACAAUCACAGCCCCACCAUCACCACACUGUUGCUCCCUGUGUGCAGCACCCUACUACUCCUGCUCAGAAGUUAGUUAACCUAAGUGUUUUAAUCAGAGUGAUGAGUCCUGCUCCACUACAACCCAAACACACAAGGGUUAACUCUCUUCACAAGUCAGCCAUAUCGAAUCUAAGAUAAGGAUUUCAAUAACUGGAUCAAAAUGAGACACUUGUUUCAGUGUUUCUUACUUGGAUGGGCUGGUGCACCUCUUAAGGUAUUCAACAAAUAUUAAGUGAAGUGGAUGAUGAAACAAUCAAAGGAGAAUUUUGUAAGAUAUGGCCUGAAUUUUAGCUUAAAACACUAUUACAAAACAGUUGUGGCAAAGUGGCAACUUUGCUACCUAGACGAAUAAGUUAACAAAAUGUCAUGAAAGGAGAUAUUUCGACACCUAUUUCCCUCUCUAAAUAUAAAAUGCAAGUUUGUUUUACUGAACGAGCUUCAAUGCCUUUUUAGCUCAUACAAAACACUCUUCAUUCAAACCGGACAUAAGCUAAAUAUAACUCACGAGAAAAGUUGUUUUGUAUUUCCACAAUCACCUCUGGUUUGGUCGAAAUAAAUCCUCAACUCAUGGAGUGAGAUGUGAAAAUAUGCUCUGCAUGCUGUCUCUCCAUCUCUGCUGUCCCUGCCUGCUGUGUCUUCUUGUCCCUGGAGUCAUGGUCCUGGUCAGAGUUGCUGUAGAUAACUUCUGUAUCUCUGCUCUUCAAACCGGCAUCUUUUGGUUUCAGUGUUCAGUCCCAGCCUGUGUGCCCUGGGAGCCCUGUAUACCACAGUGACUCUCCUGUAUACCACAGUGACUCUCCUGUAAUCUGACUCAAGUAAGCUAAUAGAGCCCCUUAGCUCCACAGCUCACUGAGCUACUUGCUAACAGCAGCUUGUCGAGAAUACUGAGCAGCAGUUAGCAGUUAUGCUGCCCCCCCAUAUCUUCGAAUUCUGGCCAUUUCUUACAGAUGACACUUUUAAAUUGAAAAAAAGUGUUGAACUGAUUGUUAUUGAUGUUUCCACAACCAUACUUUGAUAGGCUGUUAACAAUUAAAGGGUAAUUCCAGCAAUUUUAAAUGUUAAAGUUUGUAAACAGGUGUUGGGGAAUAUGACUGCAUAUGUGAAAAAAAUAGAAUAAAGUAUUUUGUGGCUCCAGAAGAAGUUGUCUCUAUGUCACUCAGAGGCUAAGUUGCAUUGUGGGUAAUGUCGGCAGUCUGCUAGUCUAGCACUGCAUAUGCAGACAGUUUACAAAUGCACAAAAUUGAUACAGCAGAACCAGAGAUAUCGCCAUUAUUAUUUGACAAAUUCUUCUUCCUUUUCAAAGCCUGUUGCGCCUCUACAUUACCCACAAUGCAAUGUAGCCACUGAGUGAAAUCAUUGAAGGCCAUUUUACGUUUUACUAAAGGCAGAUUACAUGCAGCUUCCUCUGGAGCUGAACAAAAGGUUUUAGACUCCUUUGUUUUUCAUAUACCCAGACCUUAAUGUUAAAAAUGGGUGGAGUUACCCUUUAAUGUGGAGAGGGAAUGAAACACAUUUUACUUAACUGAAAGAAAAAAAAGUCUCGUUAUAAGCUAAUAUUUAUUGUAAAUACUCUUUUGUAAACACUUUAUUUUUUACCACAGCUGCAGUAAUACCACAUGAUUUUUAGGACAAAGGAGAUUUUAAGGGAUGUUUUAGUGCCAGGUGUUCAGCUCAGCGUGUGAUCCAAUCAGAGGUGAUGCAGACGUGAGUGUUAUUACAGGGUGCAAAACAUUGUGUUUGUGCUGCAAGUGGAAUUCAUCAGCCUGUACGACUGGUUUAACAUUGGAAAAUUUGAUUUCUGUGUGGAAGCAUUUAAAACUGUGUCAUUUCAUGUGACCCCCUUUUCAGUUGUUUUCCUGUCCUGUUUUUUUUUUUUUUUUGUUUGUUUUUGUUUUUUAAGCAGUUAUGCUUUUUCUAUUCUGGGUGCUGCUAUACAGUAACUUCAUUCUAUUUAAGUUAAUGACUUCUUCUAUCCCCUGUGGGGCGGUUAAAAGGGACACAUAAUACACAAAGUUGCUAAAGUACUAAAAAGUAGUUGGAAGACAUUAAUGAUGAUGUUAUUUAAUGUUGUGUAACUUUACACAUACUGAGAGAGCUCUGUUAUGCAACCACACACUGCAUUUUAAUCUCUUGUUUUCACAUCAAUGAUGUACAACUUUAUGUAUUUUCACAGCAGUGACGCAUAAUGCUCUUGGUUUCCCUCU